GGGAUAUCACAAGUGAUAUGGUGAAGGAAGUGUGAUUAAUGAGCCCGACAUCAAGGCAGCCGUGCAGCCCCGGAAUCCGGUAUCCUGAGCAAAAAUGUCCCCAGCCCCUACAAGCACGUGCAUCGCAAUAGAUAAAUACAUGACAGUACUAACCGUGGCCACAUAGCAUAUGCUUUUCUCUUCCUGUCGUAGUUGGUUCUCCUCCCGUUUCCUUUUGUGAAAAUUAAACUUCUCUGUGCUUUAAUUUGGUCUUUUCCAGUACAUAAACACCCCAUAGCUGUCAUGCAAAUCUGCAUGCCCAGAACUGAGCAUCUGGCUUUUGUAUGAUGAGGUCGCCGAAAGUGCUUCUUCGCCCACCCCCCGGGGAGGGGAUCCUUCGCCUGUGGCGCUGGGUACGGGUGUCCACUACAUGAUGAUGACGCGGCUCCGCGUGACGGGCAUUUUCUGAUUGUGUUUGAUACCUUGAUGUCAUGCGCGAAUCAGGAUGAGAAAGUGGAUUUGUGAUGCGUCAUGGCGACCUAGGAAGGGCAAUGCUGCGUCCCCAAAAUUAGCAUGAGCCAGUCCCAAAACUUGUGGAUUUGUCUAGCGGAUUUCCCAUCUUGAUUAUGGUGUGGAGACUCUUUUACAUAGGAUACCCGGAUUGCGACGUUUAUCUGCCCGACAACCCGCGCACCAUUCAGGAGGACGAUAUCCGACGGAAAAAAGCUGGCGCACCAUGUAGAGUUCAAACGUAAAAAACUGAGUUAACAAAAAAAUGGGUACUUAUAACAGGGAAUCAGGUUGAAUGCAUGGCGUCAAUGUUGUACAUGGAGGCAAGUUAUGAAUGUUGAACAAUCAAGUUAAGUAAUACAUGAAGAUGAAAUCAAGUUUGUUGAUGCGUGCGGUUGCAUGGAGUCACGUUAUGAACUGGAAUUAAGACUUAUUCUUAUUGAAGAAUCCAUCAAGGAAGCCACUGCAGCUUCACGACUCUUAUGUCAUUUUGUUGCUUUGCUUCUUUGUGAAUGUGAUUUUCCCACCCUGUAGUUCAUUCUGCCCCCGUUCUUUGGUGUACGGCGCCUCCGCUGUCUCACGUUCCCGCCGGAAUGAGCUUUUCUUCUGGUGGACAGGGAGUACCUCAUGAAUUUUGCGUCCGAUAGUCUCGGCGCUUUCGCGUCCGCUCGGAGCUUUCUUCCAGAGACCUCGGAAGAAGCCUCCGCCUUUGGACUUUUGCGUCCGAAAUUUCACCUCCGGGAGGCCCGAAUUCCUUCCUUCUUACGUGAUUGCCAUUAAUACAUCAAGAACAAGGAAAUGAAAUGCAACAUCGCGGCAGCGCUUUCGGGCGGGUCCGCGCAGUUGUCUGAAAGCUCUCACCCGCGCAGACUGCUAGGCUCGGGGUUUUCUGGUCAAUUCUCGCCCCCUGUGCCCGAACCUCGUCCACUGCCCAUCGAGUUGGCGAAAGGACGAAAGACACGGUGCGAGACCCGCAGUGCCCUGCAAGCAGGAACUACUUGCGACGCUAUAAAUAUUACUGCCGUGGGUAGUACAACAAUGUAUACGCUGCGAAGCAAAAACUGAGGGCGUGAAAUGGGUCAUUAAAGUUCUGAAUCGUUCUGUAUGGGGCGUCGCGCUCUGCUUGCUGGCAUGCCUCUACUGACCAAUCGUUGGCAGUUCCCGAGUGGCUGGCGUCGUAUUUGCGACUGAUCGAGGUAGCGUUCGACUGCGUACGAGCUUGCUAAAAGUGCUUCCUCGCCUGCCCCCCACCGGGGAUCUCUAGCCUGUGGCGCCGCUGGGUGCUUGUGACCACUUUUUUAUGAUAAAAAAUGCAUGACGAUGCUGAAAAUGAUGAUGAUCAUGGGGCCCAUAUCUCGCACUCGGGUUUCGUUCAGUCUUCAAAAAGUAUGGGGACGCAUCGGGCCGAGAAGUCCGAGAUCCUCCGCCUGUGGGAGGUCCGAAACUUUGCACUUUGCGUCCGGGAGGCCCGGGACUUUCUCUCCGGCCUGGGGGGCCCGGGAGCCUCUGGGAGGGGAUGCUGGGACACAAAGGCCUGGGAAUCCUGGUGCUUCCACACCUUCGAGUGAAAAUGUGUAUCAGCGCUUAGCCUUUCGCCUCUGCGCCGGGGCCGCACAGGUGACAGCUUCGCACAGGCGACAGCUUUAGUAAAAAUCGAUUCCAACAACUCCAAGCGUCAACUUGAUUCCAGGAAUUUGGGCCCCAAAAAAUAUGUUUGGGUACAGCGGGAAUGUGACAAGUUUAUUGCAAUUUGAGUUCUAUUAACACCAUGAAAUGUAGCGCUUUGCUUUUUCCCUUUGAUGGACAAAAAUGAGUACUUGAAUAAGACGGACGACGUCCUGGAUGAUCCACAACUUUUGAUCGGCGACCAUCGGACUUUCCCGGAGGUACUGAAUCUGAACGAAGCCACGAAGAGCAAGAGGAUCGUGGAGGAAUGGCCGCCCUUCGAGCAGGUCGAUUCGUCCGUACCGCAACCUUCGAGUGCUGCUCCCCCGGAGCCCAACAUCAAAACAAACACGAGUUCGACUGGCAUUCGGCUGCACGACAUGUUUCCCAACUUUGCGCCUUGUCACACGACCCAUGGGCGCUACUCGUCUUUUUACGAGAUGCUCCAGUGCGAAACCCAACGAACCGGCUGCGAAUGGACCCUGUUUUCCUGUCACCCUUGGGCGCUGAGUUGCAUCUGUACCACCGAGCUUUUGGACAUGGUUGCGAAACAAGAAGAGUUCUUGAAGCGCGAUUGCAAGCUUGUCGUGUUCUCUUGCGACUCGGAGGAGACCCAAUGGCAGUGGGCCGCGGACAUUCUCGCGCUCUUCCGGCACAACCAGCUAUCAACAUGAAAGUUCCUGCCUCACCACCCAAAAUGUUCCGGAACAGAGUUCCUUCGGUUGCAUUGUGAUUCAUUGGUUGCGGACACAAUCGAAAAGCUAGAAUGGUAUUCCCAGCGCAAGGCUCGUGGGCUGGGUUGAUUUGUCCAGCCUUUUGAUGGCAUUGGAUGCAGUCGUAGCCCGAUAGGUGGACAAGCCGACUACUUUCGACUUAUAUACUAUCUUCCUGCACGGCCGAUGGCCUGCACACACGAAUGAUCUUCACGCUGACGAAGUCAGACGCCUCGAUGGCAGAAAUGGAAAAAAAAUUCGCUUUCAGUAAUAUUGGGGGAGAGGGUUCUUUCGUAGGAUGCCGCUAUCUCUCCAGCUCCGCGAUCCCGCUUGAGCAGAUGCCCAUCGACACACAGAAACUGGUCCAUGACGAGAAGAAGCAAGGAGACGCGGCCGCACACCGCAAGGGGAGAGCUCAUCUCCUGACUCCAAUUCCGCAAAGCUCGCAGAAAGUCAGAACUGGGCUGCGCUCCAGCGCCAUUAUCCCAGAGAAAAAAGCUGGCAGGGCAUAUUUGUAAUGCAAAAAUACAUACACGCAAAAAGAAAAACUUGUCAUGGGUGGCCCCAUAGCAUGCUGCUUCGGAUACGCAAUGCAGAUUUUUUUAUGUAUUUAUUUUUGCAUUACAAAUAUGCCCUGCCAGCUUUUUUCUGUGUGAUAGCCAUGAUGGGCUCUGGCGCAGCACAUCUCGAACUCGGAUCAAGCCAUAGCUACGACCAACAGAAGCCUGCGAGGCCGCCAAGUGGCAACAGUGUUCCGUUGUACAACCGGAUCACGUUGGAUCACGAGGAUACCAUCGAACCGACAGUUUUGGAAGAAGAAUACACCAUGUUUAUGGAGAUACAAACUGGUGUGAGCAAUUCUUUUCCUAGAAGUCUGCAUCUCCUGGGGAAUGUAGCACUUUUAACAACGUCUGACCCUGCAGUUGGCACACUUUUUUUUUUGCGUUUCGGUUUUCGAAAGAAAUUGUUUGCUCCUUAUAGGCAGGAUCUUCUAGGGUAAGAAUUCACACAACUUGUAUCGACUUAUAGAGUUGGUGGGGGCCAACGGCAAGAAGCGUCCCAAAAACUACACCGAGAACGUCAACAACAAGGGAGUCGAAGGCAUGAAGAUCGAGAAAAGCAGGGGCAAUGCCACCACACAGGCACACCGCCCAACCAAAAAAGAAGAAGAAGAAGCGAUGCUCGUGAAAGUUGACAAAAAGUCGAUCUUGGAAGAUCUCCAGAAAAUGCAGGAGGACCACCACCACGGAGGUCUGGGAAUUAUGAAUACCAUGCAAAAAAUUUUCACCUUUGGAGGCGCUCUAUCCUCCAACCAGGAAAGCCUCCCAGCACCCUCCUCUACCCCCACAAAAGGCCAGACGGCUACCGGGUCCACUACGUCUGCAACAGCUGUUGAUGCGUCGGCGACCAUGACCAAUGCUAGUGGUAGUGAGCUGGGCUUCGGAAUCGACGCCGCCGGACCGAUACCGAUUUUGAGCAACCAAUCAGGCGGUGUUGUGGUCGGUACUACGUCGGAAAUUUGAUUGCACAAUAUGGCAAAUGAGUCUGAGUGGUCUCCAACUCUCAAACAUGCUGCACCAGUUUGAUUUUACCCAAGCCCUGAAUUUUGCAAACCAAGCACGGCCAUGUAUAUCUAUAAUAUAAGAUAAAAAAUAACAAGGCUCGUUUAACGACCUGCGCAGAUUGGAUUUUUCGCCAACGCACCGGCGUCAGCAUCAGAUGUCCGGCCCAGGCAAUGAAGAUUCCAUUCGCGAGGAGCAAGGUGUAGUUCUCGACGUAAAAAAGCAAGCGGGUACCACCUCGAAAGUCGAUGGCUCUGCCGAAGCUACGACCGGCGCCGGUGCAGUCGCCGAGUUACCGGUGGACGGGAUCCCGCGCACCGGUACUCAAAGCUCUUGUGAAGGGGACUAUAAAGAUGAAAAGUGCACCUCCGCUCCAGAAUGUGGAAAGGUUUGGAUUGCAAUAUUUUCUGCCUCUCAUGGGAAUACUUGUCACGCGGUAUUUAUAUUUUUGCAAAACGUGGGUGAGGACCAAGAGUAGCAUUCACCUGCUGUAAAGCACAACGCCGCAGUGCUACAGUCGAACGAUGCUUCUCAACAUUAGAACAUGCCGAGAUCUUGAAGCGGAAUAUGUCGCAUUUGUUCCUUCCUAAAAGACGAAAAUAAAACUUUUUGUCGUUAGAGAUGUUUCUGAUCUAACAGUAAGAGAAAAAAUUUACGCAAGACAAGAUUGCGCUCCUCUUUGCGGUCGGAUUAGCAAGACGAAGCGUGUUCAUAUGUAGUGAGGUCACCGAACGGUUCUAACCGGAGAGUUUUUUUGCCAUGUCCCGUGAAAAACGGCCGGCAGUUUCCAAGCGGGCGGAAGCGUUUUUGGACAUAAAAAAUUUGCAAUUAUCAAGCGGCCGGGGCUUUGCCGUCAAACAAGCCCGGUCGAAAACUAUCGACUCGCACUUGAUAAAACGACGCCGGGGAGCCGGCAAAAGGGGCGCCCUUCUGAGGCGCCCGCCGCCUUGGUUUCUGGCGAUUUCGGGCGCCCAAAAAGGGGCGCGCAGAAAACGCGCCCAAAGUCAGAACAGCGAAACAGCAUGGCACGGCCGCGAUUUGGGAGCAUUUUGGGCGGCCGCGAAAGCGGCCGCCUUUUCGCCGGUUUUAGAGCCUGGGAAGCUUUGCAAAAAGCGCCGGCGUGAAAAAUAAAAACGCGAAAAAUAAAAAGCGCGCCAGACGCGCAAAGCCAAUCCGCAUGCUAUGGGCCCGGUUUUUCUUCGCUUUUUGGGCGCCCCCCGUGGCACCCAGAUCGGCCCCAUAGCAUCAGGGCUGGCUUUCGGAAAGGAAUUUUGGAAAUGUGCCAAAAUUUGCGACGUUUCCCAAGUGGCCGCCAUACCGUGCGGCAUAACGUUACUCACGGUGGUAUGGCGACCCCAUAAAAAGCAAAGCCGCGGCCAAGGCGGCGCUCGGCAAAAAAACACCCACGACCUCACUACCCCCGCCCCGGCGGCUAUAUUUGGUACUUUUAUUUAAACUUGAUUGCAAUUCAAACGCUUUUGUUCGCUUUAUUUCAAGUGGCAGGGCAUUUCUCCCUUUGAUAGAGACCAGCAGGUCUCGGAUCAGGGAACGUCGGACAUUGCAGAGGUUGGCAGUGCGGACGACGAUUCCGAGGACGACUUGCGCAGUGCCUUUGACGCAAAGAAUCGUCGUGCACCACGACCACAACUUCCGCUUUUAAAGCCGGACCUCCCAGGGAAUACCUCCGGGCUCCGGGAUGUGUUCCAGCAAGACGAGGAUGUCUUGAGCGGAGUCGACAUGCGACUGAAGAAAGUCAAUUAUGCUGCUAGCAGUGUUGCCGCCACGAACGAGCGAGGUUCCAUCUUUUUUGACGAAUGCAACGGAGUAGAUGACACGGCCUCUGCACCCCCGGCUUUCCCCUUGUUUGAUGACUGCGAAGUUAAUGCUGCCGGCGCAGAGUGGGAGAAGCGGCGCGAAAAGCAAAACGCCGCGAAAUUCUCGAACACGAAGAGGGGCGGGAGACGAAAGGACGUGGGUCCGACUGUGGACGAGAACGGGGUAUCCCAGAGCGAUAAAGAAUCCUGGGCCCGGUUGAGCGUUCCUAUCGUAGCGGACCCGGAGCGACACAUCGCGAGGCAGCUGGGCAUGCUCGAUAACAACGACGUACUUAUCCUAUAUAUACUAGCAAUGCCAGCUUCGCCUUUAAUUAGGCAUUAGAAGAAACGCAAACGACAAUUUCUAGAUAACAAAGCAAAAAGAAAAAAGCGCCGGCCCCAAAAGCGCCGGCGCGCCCAAUCCGAUCGUCGCGGCGCAGGCACGCCCAAUGUGGUCGCCCCGGCUCCGGCGCGCCCACAUUGGUCGUCCCGGCUCCGGCGUUCCCAGUCUGGUCAACCCGGCUCCGGCGCGCCCAAUCUGGUCGUCCCGGCUCCGGCGCCCCCAAUCUGGUCGCCCCCGGCUCUCGCGCGCGCGAUCUAUAAUCGUCCCGGCUCCGGCGGGCCUAGAUUGGUCGCCCCGGCUACAGUGCGCCCAGCCUUGUCGUCCCGGCUCCGCUGGUCGCCCCGACUCCGGCGCGUCCGACCUGGUCGGCCCGGCUGGCUCCGGCACGCCUAGAGGUCGCCCCGGUCCCGGCGAUCCCGGUCCCGGCGAGGGACGUUGGUUUUCAAACUCGAAGUUGAUUCUCGAGAGGCGGCCACACUGCUCUCUCCUAGUCGUGUGCCAGUUCGCGAAAAGAUGUAAGCCCGCGUCUGUCUAUCGAGGGCAAGAGGAAGCGGCAACGCCAAUCGCCACCUAUCUAAAGCAAAAAAAAAGCUCGAGCUUGAUCGUCAAAGUCGAAGCUAACUCUCACACUCGAAGUUGAUCGCCAAACACGAAAUUGAUUCUCAAACUCGAACGUGAUUGUCGCACUCGAGUUUGAUUCUCAAACUGUGUUUCUGACUGCCAUACGAGCUUGAAAUUAAUUGUGCUUAUGAGUGCCAUAUCUGUAUCGUGACAUGGAUGAUUUGUUGAGAGUUGUGGCCGCAUUUCGAAAAAUAAAUCCACCAUCAGGUAAAAAAGGCUUCUGAGUUCCCCCGUCCGUUACGGAAUGCGACAUACAAGAAGUCGACCCGAAAUUAUAUUUGUAUGUAGUGACGAGGUCACGAGCACGACCGCACGGCUUUAGCCUCGUAGUUUUUUCGACAUGUCUUGCUAAGAACGGCCGGCAGUUUUCAGGGCUGGCGUAAAGCGUGCUUUUACUUUAGUAAAAAUCAAGCGGCCCAGUCUGAUUGGCUAUGUGAGGGGACUCCAUCGUUCACUGAUCCAAAAAACGGCGAUGGCGAGCCAGCAAAGGCGCGCCCUUCUGGGGCUCCCGCCGCUUUAGUUUCCGGCCGUUUGGGACGUCCGAAAAGGCGCCCAGAAAAAAUGCGCGCGAAAUCAUCAGAACAGCGGAACCGCGCGGAGCGGCCUCGAUUUCGGAGCAUUUUAGGCCAUCGCUGAAGCUGCCGCCCUUCCUUUCGUCGGUUUGUGAUGCUGGGGAGCUUAUUUGCAAUAAAGAAAAAGCGCGCCAAACACAGGAAGCCAGUAUGUAUGGCAAAAUAUAUUUGCGGCAUUUUCUUACUGGCCGCCAUCCCGCUCCGCCUAAGAAAUCCUAAUGAAUGUACGUAUGAGGGCACGGGGCAUGUGCCUUGUGAAUGAACCGUUGGCAUCCACGAGGGCACGGGGCACCCGCGAGAAGCUAAAUCGCUGCGGGCCCGCUGCUUUUCAGCCCGGGGCAAGAAAGCGCCAACCCUCACUACCAACGUCCGCCCUGGCGGUUGUAUUUGGCCAAGUUCCCUCGGAGCGUGCAUUGUUGAUAUUUCGCGCAUGCUUCCAGGAACUUCGAUAGAACUUCAGACAGCUACUCGCCUCUUUAAGAGGCGAGCACGCCAUUGAUAUUUUGUGCAUGUGCUAGCGGCUACGGUGUGGGUUUCCGUGGGGCGCUGCCUAACUCCUAACGCCCCGCGCGAUUACUAUGCGAUAGGCGCGAGCGCGCCCACCCAAAGGCGCGAUGCGGAUGAGGGCCUACCUGAAGGCGCGCAGCCGGCUGUGCCACGAAGACCGACGGCGCGGGCCACGAGCCUGCCGCGUGUGGCUACGGCCGGCCGCAGUAGCGCGCCCGGAACCCAUGCCGCUAUGUAUUGCGCUGCCUGGGUGAGAAGAUUCGAGACACUCAAGCGCCGCCAGCACGUCGAGCCCCCCACCGCCAUUUUGGAUCGGGAAGGGUCGCGGGGGAUCGUGGAAAGCGUCAAACUGUCGCCGCGUGGCGAUGCAUGUCGUAAGAAGCCGAGGCAGCGUACUCAUUCAUUGGGCGCGCUGCUGGGUUGUUGGGCCUGGGGGCUGGCAUAGCAGGGCGCGCGAGCGGUUGAGGUGUCAGCCGGUGGCAGACGAGACUCCGGCCCCAGCCAGGACUGCGGUGCGGGGCGGGGGUAACAAGCUGCGCUGCCCAGUGGCCAAGCCAACGGCCGCAGCCAUAGCCGCCACGCCAUGGCGCAACGUGAGACACCAGCGCCCCAGCGAAACAGGGACCGGGGCACGCGGUGCCCAAGGGCCCGGGGCAGUACGCGAACGCCGCAACACUACGAGCCCCACACAGGGUCAGGCCCGUGCGAGUCGGCCGCAUGGUCCAGGGCCUUGCCAUUAGCACGGGGGAUGUCCGGCAUUCGUAAUUGUAUGGGGAAAAUUAUUGCGGCCCCGGCAAGUGAUGAUUGUCGCGUUCUUUGCAACCCAGGAGGGACACGGCGCUGCAGUGGCGUCCUACUGCACGCCUCUACCAAGUAGAGUACCUAGGUUUCCACACGUCGCCCAUGGCCCUUGACCUUGCUAGAACAUCGAAAAUGGCGGGACGACUCCCAGUAUUUUUCUUUUGAUCUCCGGUGCGCGGGAUGUACCUUAUUGACCCGCAUGGUAUCGUGAAAAUGAUUAUCAACCUCCCGAUUAUGACCGGACGUGAUCUCCGAGAACCGCUCCGCGUGUUGGACGCCUCUCGUUUGGUGCACGCGUGUCCUUUCGUCGGUACGCCCGCUCGAUGGCACAAGGGAGGCCGUGUCGUUCUGAUGCCAGGCGUAUCAGAGUGAAAAGCGCCUCCACCUCAGGACGUUGCUGCAUUUGUAUUGCAAAUCUCCUUACGCUUACCAGUGCAAAGGCAAACAUUGCAUAUCCUAGCAAGAACGCAAAUUUUCGAUACAGAACACAAUGGAAAAAAAUGUUUUGCAAAUAAAAGGCUCAACAACGAGAAAAGCGGGACUUGUCAUGUACGAGCUGCUUGACACAAUUAGAAUCUGAGGCAGACGCGGACUUCGCCCAAGCAGGCAAGAUACAGUGAGUCUUCGCUCAAGCAUGCGCAGGCAAUAGUCGUCAAGUGGAUGAGUAUGGUUUGGCGUCCUGUCAAUGAAAGUAUGCAAUACCGACAAAGAGCGGAUGAGUAUCGAUUGAGGCGCGAAUCAUGAACAAAGCAUGUAAGACAAAAAGUUGCAUGAGCUUGGCGAUGGCUUCCGUCCGCUUGGCUCCGCGAUCUGGCGGCCUGACCAUCUGCAGACAGGUUUCCAAUAGGUUGCGUCCGUCCUUGCGGUCAGAUUAACACCACAAGUGGAUUUGGAAACAAACUUUGCAACAAGCAUCUGAAACUUCUGAAGGUUGGGCACUUUUCAACUCGAUGGGCCGUGAGUCCCGAUAUCGCUGCAGAGGACUUGAAGUUAAGGCAUAUUCGCGUCGCGCAGGUGUACGGGGAUUCCAAGUAUCACUCCUAUCGAGAACCUCAGGAAUUGCCGUACCUGAUGUUCUACGCACUGCAAAAGUAUCGCACUAUUUUAAACCGCAUGAAAGAAAAGGAAGGAUGGAGAUGGUUCUUUUUGUCUGGGCAUAUUCGACUAGGGAUUUUUUGCGGUCCACUAUCGAUCCCAAGGUUGCAAUUUUUGCAAGUGCGACACUUUUGCACAGGAUGCGUUCUGUGACCAACCCACCGAGCAGACUUUGCCCGACUGGGUCCAGGGGUACUUCUCAAAUCUUAUUCGUUAUUGGUGGCGAUCGUAACAGUGAAUUGUAAUUGAAUCGAUUGAUUAUGAUGGGUCAAAUAUUAAAGUAGGCUACAGAAGCUCCGCGUGCACGUGUCAGACUUGUUACUCAAUUACACGCCAUAUGGUAGAAGGCGAAGGAGUAGGAGAGCGAAAACAGAGGAGCCGCAUGAAGCUUAUUGAAAAAAUAAAAAAUAAAGGAUGGCAGCAGGAAAAACGUCACGCAGCCCGCCCGUGCUUUCUCGCUGAAGAAAGUGCCGCGGGUUUGGCCCUUGGCCGUUUGGCCAAGCGCCAAAUGUUUGUUUGGCCGUGCGGCUUCGGCGUAGGCGCUCGGCCGCGCGGCCUCGUAUUUGGCCUUUGGCCGCGCGGCCCCCUUCGGCAGGCUUUGGCUUUUCUUUGGCCGCACGGCCUCGGUCUUGGGGCUUCUUCGCGCGCGCGACCUGGGCCUUGGCGCUUCUUUUGCCGCACGGCCUCGGCUUACUUUGGACGCGGCCCCAGCCGGCUUUAGGCACGGCUUCGGCCUUGGGCGAGGCCUCGGCUUCUGGCCGGGCCUCGGUUUUGGGCGUUGCCUCUCCCUUCGGCGCGGCCUCGGCUUGGGGCGCGAAGCGGCUUAGGGUUUAAGGCCGGGCGUACAGUUUAGGCUUAGCAAAAGCACCAAGAAGCAACAGCAAUAGCGAACAGCGAAAACAACUUGUUAGCAUGAGCAAACGCCCACAAAAAAACAAAAAUAGCGAAUGUGUGUAAAUAGCAGGCUUGUGCACUCGUAUUUGAUAGAGAUUCGUUUGUGAUUUGCAUCGAAAUAGAGAGUCGCGCGCCCAUCCGGCAUGUACUCACUCACACAGCUUUUCGGCGAACUUGGAGAGGAGACGUGAAAUCGAGGCACAGCAGUUGCGGGAUGCGGUUGCGGAGUUCGGUCCGGAAAUCUUGGGCGAUCGUAAAGAUGAACAUGAACAAAACGAGAUGGACAAACCAGUGCCAUUUACAGUCGCAGAACAAGACGGUGACGGACCAACGAAAAGCUUGACGGAUUCGGCGUCGCAGCGUUUGACCCUGCCGGCGUUUCCAUCGGACCUCGUGGUUGAUGCUUCGGCGACGGGCAAGCGACAAAUUUCCUCCGAAUUGGCGAACACCGUUUCGUCGAGCAACACACACGAAGAUGAUGACGCGGAGUGCGUGGAUUCACCGGGCGGAGAGGCGCAUCGGCGUAAAUCCGAAAAAACGAACAAGAAAAAAAGAGCGCAGAAAGUGGAGAAACCAAAGAGAAGACCCCAGAAAACGCUCGGGUAUACGAGACACCUCGACUGGACUCAACUAAUUGAUAUGUUCCUCGACGAGGCAAACGUACAGAAGGUGCAGCGGCUAGAUCGCGAAGCAAAUUGGCUGGCGCGUUCGGGCCACGGCAACUCCGCCUUCGCGCAAUCCGAGCAAGCCCAGCGACGGCAAGGAAGUUUCGCAGGUGAACCUUCCAGAACCAGAGCGGCUAGCGAACGGCCACCACAAGGAGACGUCGGAUCGGCCGGUCAUAGAAUCAAGGACAAUCGGAAGCGGAUCAACGAUAAGUUCGGCGCUGUCAUUGAGACCGAGCUGGAAGAUGCUGACGCGAAGCAGCACGAAAAGCUGGAGCGCAAUACUAGCAACGAAGAUGGCACUAGCAACGAGCAUAAUAUGUCCGACAAGAAGAUUGUGCCCGAAUCGAAGAUGAACUAUCCACUGCAGCAAGAGCAGGAGUAAUCCACAUGAAAGAAACGAAAAAAAAAUCAUUUACGUAUCGAUGUUGGUUUGACUUUAAGUACUAUGAAUGAGUGACGAACAGUACUUGGUUACAGACUUCAGCACGACAGAGAAGUUCCGCAGAAUUCAGAACGACAAUUAUUUAAAGAAUGUGCGUUUAAAUGAAAAAUCCACAGCACCAAAAAGUACUAGCAACGUCUUCGUAGCUACAGGUACGGAAUGCUUCGGAUCGAGGCUCAUCAGCAUUAUUAAGACGAGGCUCACAAACGUUUAAAACGCUCUCGUUACCGCGUUGCAGCAGGAACAUGAACAGAGACAAGGAAGUAGUGAAGAUCUAUUUUAAUUUUUGAGAGUGACCCGACCGGUGGGGUUGGUCAUAGCAUGCGGGAAAAAGUGAAAAUUUAUGACUUUUCGUUUAAGCCGACCUGAUUCAACUUAAAAAAUUGGCUUUUUUUUUUUCUGAAGCGAAAAAGAAACAAAGGAAAAAACCUCAACCAAAUCGCUAGAAAUUCCGAUGGGUCUGAUGCCCUGCGCGCGCGCGCGUUUUACAAAAUUUGGCCCCGCCCUCUGUCUCAGACAGCGGCAGGCCCCCGGGGCUCUAUUUUCCCUGCUUUGCCUGCUUCGCCUGCUUUGCCUGCUUUGCCUGCUUCGUGCCUUGCCGGGGGCCGGGCCAGCCAGCUACGCACGCGCGCGCUAUUUUUACGACCUGGGCCUUUCGGGCUUAAGUAUGUACAGAAAACGAGCACCGCUCUAGGAUGGAUGCGCUCUCCCCUCUGGCCAAUGAGGAGCCGAGGAUGGCAGCAAAACAAAUACAGGGCAAACGCGGGAACCUGCUCCAUCUUUUCAAAUGUGAACAAACGACCGCUAGGGCCUAGCCUUUUUUUGGCACACGUGACAAAAUGGCUGCCGGGGACGCGCUCUAUUUGAUUUCUUUAGUUACACGUGAAAAAAUCGCCGACAGGUAGACGCCUCAUUCCUUCAUAUGUGAACGAAUGGGCGCCGGGGGCAAAUUUCGCUGCUUGUUUGUUCUUGCUGGAUGCAUGCAAACCCGGGCGAACGUUCUUGCUGGAUGCAUGCUUCCCUCCUCUAGUGUCUUUCUAGGGUCACGGAAAGAAAAAGGAAGAAAGGGGCAAACUUUAUUUUUUCACAUGCCGAAAAAGCCCGCCCCCGCCGGGAAUAGCUUCCAUUUUUUCACGUGUGAAAAAAUGGCCGCCAGGAAAAAGGUCCCUCUCCAUUCUUUCACAUGCGAAUAGCAGCCAGCGACAAGUUUCAUUUUUUCACAUGUGAAAAAAUGGCCCCCGCGGGCAAGGUGAGUCCUAUUCACAUCCGAGAAAACGGCUGCGCAUGCGCAAAAAUGUCCGCCAGGAACAGGGCGCAUGCUUUCACAUGUGAAAAAAUAGCAGACAGAAUUAGCGCCACUGUUUCACGUGGUUGCAUAGCACACGGAAGCAGCUUCAUUUUUUCACAUGUGAAAAAAAUUUUUCACAUGUGAAAAAAUCGCAGCACUUCAAUUUUUCAAAUAUCAACUCACAUGGGAACAAAAUUAAUGGCAGCCGGGAACAGGCUUCAUUUCUCCACAUGUUAAAAAAUGAUCGCUGAGAGAUUCGGUAGGCGAAAACCGAGGGGGCACUGGUGGAAGAUUCGCGCCAGGACAUGCGAAAGAUUUCGCCCCUAGCCAAGAUCUCAAUCGUGCGCACAUUUUUCACAAAUCUUUCGCGGGCCUUUCGCAGAUCAUGCCCCGCCUUUUCAUAUGUGGGGAAAUGGUCGACAGGCAGUGGGAAGAGCUUCACUCUUUCACGUUUGAAAAAAUGGGCGCCGGGAACAAGUUUGAUCUUUCCACACAUGACAGAAUAGCUAUCAGGAGAACGUCCCACCGUUUCGGCCACGCGCGAAAAAAUGGCAGCCGGGAGCAAGCAGCUUUUGUUUUUUCACAUGCGGGAAAAUGGCUGCCAGGGAGAGAGUGCAUUUUUUCACACAUAAAAGAUAGGUGGCCGCAUGAAACAGGCUCCCUCCAUUUACUUUGUUACAUGUGAGCAAAUGUCUGCCAGGAGCAAGCACAAGCGUGCGGCACAUGUCAAAAAAAAGGCGAGUCGCACCAGGAAGAGGCUCCGUUUUUUCAAAUGUGAAAAAGUGGCUGGUAGGUACAGGCUUCAUUUUUUCAAUCACGUGCGCAAAAAUGGCUGCCAAAAACAGACGCCAUUUUUUCACAUGUGAAAAAACCCCGAAAAGAACGCAGCGCACUUCUCGCAUGUGCAAGGGUAGCCGACAAGAAGCAGACUCAUUUUCUCACAUGUCAAAAAAUGACUGCCAGAAAAUGUUCGUUGCGCCCUUUCACAUUUGGGAGAGUAGAUGCCAAAAAGAAGCUGCGCGCCCCAUUCACAGGCGAGAAAACAGCAGCCAGACAGCAGGCCUGCUGUAUACGCGUGAAGGUGGGAGCCCUGCCUUCCCCGGUCCCUGGAGGCAUCGCCUUGGUUGCCUCCGCCUAUUUGUCUUUUUCCGCCCGCCGUUGCCUCCUGCGGGCAGAACUGCUUCGCGGGCGGAUCUACAGAAGCCGCCCCGCGCCGAACGCGGGGACUCUUCCGUUUGCUUCCUUUGCAACGCUGGAGGGCCCGCCUUUCAUUCCCCAGGAAAGACCUGCCCUGGUGAAAAUUCCCCGCACUGCCUUGCCUUUUUGUGAUGGACCACCCCGGCCCCAAUAAAAGGGGGAAUGGAGAGGGUCCCCCGCCCUUGCCUUCUCUUUCCAAUGUUAGUGUUAGAGGGGGAAACAAAGGUGUCCCGGCUGGGCUUGCAUUCUUUCCCAAUGUUGAGAGAGGGGGCGGACAUGCGGCCCUUUUCCAAUGUUAAGACGGGGGGCGGAGCAGGCGGCCCGGCAAAGCAGGCAAAGCAGGCAAAGCAGGCAAAGCGGGCAAAGCGGUGAAAUUCCGUAAAAUACGCGCGCGCGAACUUUCAAUGUUUCCCCGGCGGAAUGACACAGACCCCACCGGCCGGGUUGUUCUGUAAUUUUUAUGUUAUGGAUACUAAAUUGCAUUGUAUCCGAUUGUGAUGUCGAUUUCUC
Molecule: messenger RNA, 15181 nt
Organism: Amoebophrya sp. A120
Lineage: Eukaryota; Dinophyceae; Syndiniales; Amoebophryaceae
Source: the annotation of a GenBank genome assembly